This is a messenger RNA of Heterotrigona itama, 1434 nucleotides long. NCBI's taxonomy places the organism in Eukaryota, Metazoa, Arthropoda, Insecta, Hymenoptera, Apidae. The record is from the annotation of a GenBank genome assembly.
AUGGAUACUUUAUGGUCAGAUUUUCAUAGGUUUUUGUGGCUUCAGGUGAUAUGGCUGCAACUCGGCGGGAAUAACGACGCGAGCGCCGCGUCAUUUUGGUAAUUUUGUUUCAUACUUCGUUGAACUUUGUAUGUUAUUCCAUUAUGAUUCGUUGAUGGAAUAAAGUUCUUAAUUGUCGGUGUUAUAUAUUGUUUACAUGCAGUAGUGUUUAAUACGUAACUAACAGCGAGAACGUGUUCUGUGAAAAGGUGACGAUCUUUUAGCGGCCUCGUCCGCCAUUAUUGGUGUUUGCACGACGUUCAACAAAGUUUUCUUACGUUUGUAGAGCCAAAACCACACCUAUAACCUGGAGAUUUGUAUCAUACUAUGAUGUGAGUAAUGCACAUUAUUUUUUUUAUUAUUUUGAUCCUAGUCUUUUCAUUUAAUCGUAGUCUUGUUAUUACCGGGUGUUUUCAUGUGAACACAGGGCACGCAGUCGUAAAGAUAGUACGGGUAAAAGCGACUCUGAAGUCACUGAUAAAGAAAAUAAGAGGGAAAGGGGCAGAGAAAGAGAUAAAAAAAAGCGGGCUGCCUCCACAUCCAGCAGUGGAAGUAGAUAGCAGUUCAGGAUCAUCAUCGACAAGUAGUGGAAGUAGUUCCAGAUCAAGUUCUACUUCUAGCACUACUUCCACCAGUUCAGCAAGUUCAUCUGGAAGCUCUAGAGAUAGAGGAAGAAAACGAAGCAGAAGCAAAAGUGUAGAUGCCUCGCGUAGACAUGAUAAUAAAGAAAAGGAAAGAGAAAAAGAAAGAGAAAGAGAAAGAGAUAGAGACAGGGAUAGAGAUAGAGACAGAGAAAAAGAUAAAAAGAAAAGUAGCAAUUCUGUGAUUGAUAAACCGAAACCCAAAGGACGGUCUAGAUCACCUUCACCACGUAGAAAACGCAGAGAAAGAUCACCAAUUCCUAGACCAACAAAAAUACAUAUUGGACAUCUAACCCGUAAUGUUACUAAAGAACACAUUAUGGAAAUUUUUUCUACGUACGGUCAGAUAAAAAUGGUUGAUUUUGCAAUGGACAAACUUCAUCCAAAUCAAGGACGAGGUUUUGCUUAUGUAGAGUUUGAAACAGCAGACGAAGCUGAGAAUGCAAUGAAACAUAUGGAUGGUGGACAAAUAGAUGGUCAGGAAAUUACUGCUGCCCCAGUAUUAUUACCAAAACCACGACCGCUACCAAUGCGAAGAAUGUCACCUUUAAUGGGAAGAAGAGCACCUCCACGAUGGGGUGGUGGUGGUAGAAAUACUCCUCCUCGUUAUCGGAGACGUUCACCACCAAUAAAUCGUCGUAGAAGCCCACGACCACCACGACGUAGACCAAGAACUCGAUCACGAAGUCCCCCAAAUAAUCCACGGCAUCGGCACCGUCGUUACACGAGAUCAAGUUCUAGCAGCUCUCGAUAG